This is a messenger RNA of Linum tenue, 1281 nucleotides long. NCBI's taxonomy places the organism in Eukaryota, Viridiplantae, Streptophyta, Magnoliopsida, Malpighiales, Linaceae. The record is from the annotation of a GenBank genome assembly.
AUGGCGCCCACACCUGCAGGCCCAUCGCCGUCUCCGGCAAUUCAACAAUUCCUCUCCUCCGUACUCUCGCAGCGGGGUCCUUCCGCCCUCCCUUACAGCGAAGACACCAAAUGGCUAAUCCGACAACAGCUCCUCGCUCUCGUCAACAGCGUCCCUUCUCUGGAGCCCAAGACGGCGAUGUUCACCCACAACGAUGGCCGCACCGUCAACCUCUUGCAGGCCGACGGCACGAUUCCGAUGACAUUCCAAGGCGUGACCUACAACAUCCCUGUCAUCAUCUGGCUCAUGGAUUCUUACCCUCGAUACCCACCUUGCGUCUACGUCAACCCAACUCGCGAUAUGAUCAUCAAGCGUCCCCACGCCCAUGUCAAUCCUUCUGGGUUGGUCUCUGUUCCUUAUCUGCAGAAUUGGAUUUACCCUAGCUCUAAUUUGCAAGAUCUGGUUCACGAAUUGAGUGCUGUUUUCGGCCGUGAUCCUCCUUUGUAUGCCCAGCGCCGCCCUAAUUCCAAUCCAAACCCUAACCCUAGUCCUCAUCCCCAUCCCCAUCCCAGCCCGAGUCCUAGCCCAAGUUUUGCUACCAAUCCCUCCAAUUUGUCCAGUUCGUCAAGUUUUGGCUCCUUUUCAGGACCUGGACACAGCCCAUACCAGCGCCCUAUGGCUAGGCCGUACCCUCCAUCACCUUACGGCAGUGGCAGUGCUACUCCUGCACGGACGCAGACUGAUGAUCCGGCGGAGAUUUAUAGAAGCAAUGCUAUCAACAAAAUAGUGGAAAUGGCUCAUGGUGAUAUUUCCCAGUUAAGGAAGACUAGGGAAGCAGAGAUGGAGGGUUUGUUCAGUGCGCAAGCUGUUUUGAGAAGGAGAGAGGAGGAUGUUAAUAGGGGAUUCAAGGAGUUGCAGGAUGAGAGAGAAGGGUUAGAGGCACAAUUACAGAUGGUGUUGAUGAAUUCAGAUAUUUUGGAGGCUUGGGUUAGGGAGAACGAGGGGAAGGUGAAGGGGAAUUUAGGGGAAGUUGAUGUGGACAGUGCUUUUGAAUGCAUUGACUCGCUUUCGAAGCAAAUGUUAGAAUGUACUGCUGCAGAUUUAGCCAUUGAGGAUGUAGUUUAUUCGUUAGACAAGGCAGUGCAGGAAGGAGCGAUGCCCUUUGAUCAGUACCUGAGGAAUGUGAGGUUCUUGUCAAGAGAGCAAUUCUUUCACCGAGCAACUGGGGCUAAAGUUAGGGCAGUGCAGAUGCAAGCUCAGGUGGCCAAUAUGGCUGCUAGGAUUCAGCAGUAUACUUCAUGA